CAAUCUUUUAUCUCUUGAUGUAUGCCUAAUUUAGGUUUAAUUUGUUUAAAUCUUGUUGUCUUGUAUUUUUUUGGUUAUAAUCUUGUUGUCUUGUAUGUUUAAGUAUUUAACCUGCAUAUAGCCUUUAUAUAUUUUGGCUAUAACUAAUUCUAUAUUUUUCCCCUCUUUUUUGCAGCGUUAUGUUGACUUUGGAUUAUAGCUUAUAGGCGCUGAUCUUAUGUCAAUACUUGGCCUUUACAAAUUUGUUCAGGGAAACUUGGUGGAACAAAAGGAUUUGCGAAGGAAGGCUCACUGCUAGUACUAGUAUAGAGAAAAACAGAAGGCUUUUUUUCUGUAAAUUUCUGGUCAUGGCUCCAUCUGCAAGCACAUCGAAAGUUGCUAGAUCUAUAGCCUUAAGGAUAAAGGCGGUGCAGAUGAAACGUAGUAGAAAAACCGUAUCUGAACCACCUAUUACUUCUCCAAAUCGUAAACCUGCUACCCCCAAGAAAGCUGAAGCAAGACUGACAGAAGCCAACAAGGCUACCCUCCCUAGGAGAAGUCCGCGAAAACAUAAAGCUACUCAGUCCAGCAAGGAUGCGUCCGCCAGGAGAAGUAUGCCACCGCCUAAAGCAGGAAAUUCCAAGAAGGCUGUGGCAGCAAAGAAGUCAUCGUCCGGUCAUAAGUCUGCAAAGAGCAAGUCAUCAGAGGAUUCGGAUGAUGAUGAUGAUAACAUCACUGGUGGAUUGAGGUUGCUUAAGCGAGGGAUGGUAACCAUGAAUAAAAUUACUAGGCGACUGAUUCGAGGAAAGAAGCUAAAGGUGAAUUCUAAUGCUGAUGGGGAGCCAAUUGGGAAGGCAGCUAAGGAGAUGCAGUCAUACAUUGGGGUGUUGGCACGCACCAAGAUCCCAAUAUCUAUAAAUGAUUGGAGAAAUGUGCCUUUGGAUGAAAAAGACAAGAUUUGGAAUAGUAUUCAGGAUGCUUAUGUGGUGCCAAAAGAAUGGAAGAAAUUGGUGAUUACAUCAGCCGACCAUAAAUGGAGAGAGUUCAAGAGCAAACUAACGAACUGGUACAUUAUUCCCUAUCUGGAUUCUCCUGAACUUUUACAGUUCCCUCCAGAUGAUUAUCGAUCCAUUAAGGUAUCUGAAUGGAAUACGUUCGUGGCUGAUAGAACUUCACAACAAUUUCAGGUACUCCGUGAAAAGCAGAAAAAAAAUAGGAAGGAGAAUAAGUAUCCUCAUCGAAUGUCACUGAAAGGAUAUGCUAACUUCCAAGAAGAACUGGCUGAAAAAAUACCGAUUGAAGAAUUGGAUCUUGCUACGAUGUGGAUAAAGGCCCGGCAAGACAAGAGCGGCAACUUCAAAGGGCCAGCAGUGAAGAAGAAGGUCGAAAAAAUUGAAAGUUUGAAGAGGAAAGUGUUUGAAGGAGAAAUCAACCCUGAAGGAACAGAUGAUGUUCUGACUUUGGCGUUGGGAAAUCCUGAGUAUCCUGGUAGGGUACGUGGUGUUGGUGGCUUCGUCAAGCCUUCGGCAUAUUUUCAUCUACCUAAACGCCAAAUGCUAAAUGUAGAAGAUAGUGUCAGGGUAAGUGUUAAGAAGAUACUAGCAGAAGAGAAAGAAAAUAUCAUUGCUCAGGAAAGAGCCAAAUGGGAGUUGGAGAUGGAGCAACAAAUUGCUAGGGAAAGAGCCGCUUGGGAGGAAAGGUUUCAGAAGUUAGAAGCGAUGGUUAAUGGGAAAGAGAUGCCAGCUGACUCACCCAAACCUGUGACACCGCUAGUUUGA
Messenger RNA from Rosa chinensis, 1757 nucleotides. RefSeq lists its product as uncharacterized. The transcript has 8 exons. The record is from RefSeq and is a predicted model, not a curated record. The coding region runs from base 348 to 1757 and encodes 469 amino acids. NCBI's taxonomy places the organism in Eukaryota, Viridiplantae, Streptophyta, Magnoliopsida, Rosales, Rosaceae.